AUCGUUCGCAAGUUGCUGGACUCCAAAUAUUGUCCAAUAUAUCCAGAAUUUUUCGGAGGAAAAGUUCUCUCUGCCUCUGCCUCUGCCUCUGCCUUCUCUGCCUCUGUUUCUUUUCCUGUUUCCAUAAAUAGAAAGGAAAAGGAAUCCAACAAAACAGCAACAAAGACAAACCCUUUCUUGUGUUUAUCAAUGGAGUCAGGACAGGGAACUGUGACAUGCGGGUCAUGGAUCCGGAGACCCGAGAACUUGAAUCUUGCUGUGCUUGGCAGGUCAUCGAAGAAGAAAAAUUCUGCCUCUCCUUCUGUUCUCGAGAUCUUCUCUUUUGACACCGAGACAACUUCUCUCUCAACCUCUCCUCAGGUAACUUAUGUGUUUGAAGAAACAGAAGGUGAACUGGUGACAAUUGCAGUGCAUCCAAGUGGAGAUGAUCUUGUGUGUUCUUCAACUAAAGGUGGAUGCAAAUUGUUUGAGUUGCAGUGUCAAGAAACAAAUUUAAAGUUGCUAGCCAAAGAUUUACCUCCUCUCCAAGAUGUUGGUCCACAGACAUGCAUGGCUUUCAGUGUUGAUGGGUCUAAGUUUGCCACUGGUGGGGUGGAUGGGCGUUUAAGAAUUUUGGAGUGGCCAAGUUUGCGCAUCAUUUUGGAUGAACCAAAAGCACACAAAUCUGUCAGGGAUAUGGAUUUUAGCCUGGAUUCAGAGUUCCUAGCGUCAACAUCUACUGAUGGUUCAGCAAGAAUAUGGAAAGCAGAAGAUGGUUCACCUGUGGUUUCUUUGACUCGCAACUCAGAUGAAAAGAUUGAAUUGUGCCGCUUCUCCAAGGAUGGGACAAAACCAUUUUUAUUUUGUGCUGUGCAGAAAGGUGAUAAAGCUGUCACUGCAGUUUAUGACAUAAGUACAUGGAAUAAAAUUGGGUAUAAGAGGCUACUUAGAAAGCCUGCUUCCAUCAUGUCUAUCAGCCUGGACGGGAAAUAUCUUGCUUUAGGAAGCAAGGAUGGAGACGUGUGUGUAGCGGAAGUUAAGAAAAUGGAGGUUUCCCACUUGAGUAAGAGGCUGCACCUGGGUACAUGUAUCACGUCACUAGAGUUCUGUCCCGGUCAAAGGGUUGUGCUCACUACUUCCGAUGAAUGGGGAGCAGUGGUGACUAAGUUGAAUGUUCCUGCAGAUUGGAAAGAGUGGCAGAUAUAUUUACUGCUAGUAGUACUAUUUUUGGCAUCUGCUGUUGCAUUUUACAUUUUCUUUCAGAAGUCUGAUUCAUUUUGGAACGUUCCACCUGGAAGAGAUCAACCUGGGAAACAGUUCGAAAUUUUAGAUCCACAGUACUCUGAAGAUGCAUUUGGGCCUGUAGAUAUGUGAACAAUUUUUAGACACGGUCACCAGAAGUCAUGGGUUGUAUCAUCAUCAUGUUACAAAAUAAACACUCAGUGAAGUAGUUUAAGAUUCUUCAUUUGAUCCAUUGCAACUUUCAACUUAAUCUAUUUUUGGAGAACGUUGCGCA
This is a messenger RNA of Populus trichocarpa (black cottonwood), 1495 nucleotides long. Its product is annotated as SEC12-like protein 1. The transcript has 10 exons. The record is from RefSeq and is a predicted model, not a curated record. Gene Ontology annotation, biological process: protein secretion. The coding region runs from base 190 to 1353 and encodes 387 amino acids. Gene Ontology annotation, molecular function: guanyl-nucleotide exchange factor activity; protein binding; GTPase activator activity. Lineage: Eukaryota; Viridiplantae; Streptophyta; Magnoliopsida; Malpighiales; Salicaceae. Gene Ontology annotation, cellular component: endoplasmic reticulum membrane.